UAUUUCGAGCGAGACCCUGUGACGACGACCGAAAAAUCGUACCAUCCGCUAUAAUUCAGUGGCACGAGAGGACCGGCUCAAGCAACAAGACGCUCAUCAGGUAUGUUUUAAUGAAACUUGUAUUAUAUUUCAUUUUUUCCCAAUCUCGAUAAUAUCGUUAUUAUUUUUAUCGCUAUUAUCAUAAAAAGUUUUUAACAAUAAUAUUUUCAAUAUAAACUUUAUAAUAUUAUAAAUACGGGUUUAUUUUUUUUAUUUUUUUUUUUUUUUUUUUUUAAUUACUGGUCGACUUGGAAAGUUUUGACACCGAUAAAAACAAUUUUUAUUCUUCCACACUAUUUAAUUUCACCGGUAAUGUUUGUUCGCCGUGAUUGACUAUACAGUUUUAAUACCAUUAUAUGAUUUUUUUUUUUUUCACGAUUAAAAAAAAAUAUUCGUAUUGACAUUAAUUUAGAAUACCUAUAUAUUAUAAACAAAAUAGUUUUUAAAACAAUAUUGCAAUAGCAAUUGCAUAUAAAGUUGAAUCAUCUAUUUUACAUUUCAAUAACGUAUUAAAUUGUAAUUUGAAAAAAAAAAAAAAAAAAAAAAGUAAUAAACCGAUUAAAUUAAAUAUCGACGUGUUACGCGAAUCCGUUUAGAACGAAUUUUACCGAGUCGCGUGGUUAGACGUUAGACGUAUAUGAAUAUUAAAAUAACUAUACUCUAGGUGCGUAUCAACCGUGAACGCAGAUAAAUAAAUGUAAAUCGACGCGGUUCCGAAUUGUAAUUCGAUUUCGUUUAAUAUUCGACAGCGUUUGUCGGCGUCGGUUUUCUACAAAUUCAACGGACGGCUCGACACCGUGCUAAACGACCGGACGGUAUUGCAGCGUCCGUUUUUCGUUUAUUUUUUCGAUUGUUAUUCGAAAAACACAACGCGCGAGAUACCGACGCGUGCCCCGCACGUCCGUCCGUUUCGCGACGAUUCGUGCGGGGGAUUAUUUCGCCGCGGCUUUCCGUCGCGGAUAACACCGCGGGUUUCCACCGCGGUCGGCCGUGCCGCGUACCGACGAUUUGCGGCCCGGUCGGCGGUCUCGACGAAUCGCGGGAAAAACGCGAUUACGGGUCCUUUUCCCUUUUUCGGUCAGCGGGCUCCGUCGACGUGCCCGGGUCGCGCGUCCGCAAAUAACGCCGCAGCGCGAACGAACGGCCGGCGGUUGGCCCGGAUUCCACGGGUUUAUUAUAAGAGUUUUGGCCGUCGUCCAUGCGGUCGGCGCGGAACGGCGGCGGCUCCGGCGCAAUCACGGCCGACGGCGGGGCCGUCCGUCCGUAAAGUCUCGGCCGUGCGUUUCGCGCAGAACCCGAACAGCCGAAAAGCCGGGCAAUGCGAACGCGACCGCGCGUUACUAUCGGCACGUGAUUGUAUCCGCUUUAAAAUUUAAAACCGAUCGAAAUUUUACGGCGUCAAUUUUAGCGUGUAUCGAUAAUAACAACAAACGUACGGGCGUCGGUCGUUCGAAACGAUCGGUUCGCACGCGCCCCCCGCCCUCCCCCCCACAUUGCUAUUAUUUAGCGGGAACGGAGCGCAACCGUUCCGCCUCGUCCGUCUUUACGCCGUGGUCCGUUCGGUUUUUUUUUUUCCCCAAAACGGAAUCGAUACGAGCGCACAAAUAACCGAUAUAAAUCCGGCGUAAAACCGCUAAGAAAAACGAAAACCUUUUCCCUUUAUUCGCGCAGUUCUCGACGUUGUACUCGUGUACGGUCCAGAGCAUUUCGUACGCCUAUUCCGUUGCUGUACAUUUCGCCGCUUUCUGCAAUAUUACGAGCGAACGGGUUUUAAAAACGGAACGGUUCCCCGAUUAAAAAACUACAGUCCGUUCGCGAGGUUGACACGCCGAUUCCCGAUAAAAAACGCGAACGCAGUAUACACGAUAAUAUCGCCGUCGCGAUGUAAAUCCGUAAUGUUAGACAGACGAUUUCUCGCUUUAACAAAACGUCUGUAAAACGUACGCGGGGACCUUAAUAGCCCGGGAGUCGGCCGUCCUAAAACGGCUGAAACGUAAUAAUAUAAAUGGGUCUCCGCGUCGGCUAAACGUAGGGCGAGGCGGUUGGCCUAACCUUUCUCAAGGAAAAUACUUGACCCGGUGCCAAAGUCCUACGUCUAUUUGUACACGAGACCAGAAAAAAAAAAAAAAUGACCGUUUGGCUUCGGAUUCACACACGCAUCAGUCAAUCGCCCGUUGAAUAAUUGCAUAGUUUUUUUUUUUUUAAAUAUUAUACCGUACAACUGUGCGAGAUUCGUUUUUUCCGCCGGGCGGGAAUUCUCGUCGUCGCGGCGAUUCGAUUUAAAUCGGUUAACCGGUCCGAACGUCCGUCCUCCAAUACGGCGUAAAACAAUAUACGUUAUUUACGGAUUUUAAAAACGUGCCGCGAGACUCGAGCGCCGCGGAUCCGGUUUUACUUUUGAUCGCGAACGUGCAAACAAGACCCAAUAAUAGAUAUUGGGUACAACACUAUUACCCGCAGAUAUCGCAGAAUUUGACGGGGGAACGGCGGCGAGUGAACGAAAAAAAACAAAAAAUAAUAAUAAUAAUAACGGGACGAAAUACAUAUUGCACUGGUAUCAAGGUUAAACGGCCAAUAAACAGACGUCACUUUUUAAAGAUGCGUGCAAAUCGCGCGCCCGGUGUAAUAAUAGAGCAGGCCGGGGCGGCGCAUGCCAAAAAAAGCCCACGGGAAACCGCCGUGGCCCCCGACGGUUUCCAGAUGCCAAUUCCCACGGUCCUAGUUUCGCGUCGCCCCCGCCUAGCCGUCCGCAAUAUUCAUCGUAACGAACGUUAAUUUAUAAAUACGCUUGCACUCCUGUGUCCGGUCGGAACAACGAUACGCGCGGGUUUCGGGAAAAGCCGAUGGGCGUACCGUUUCUAGUGGAACAAAAACCCGUCAGUGUGCUCGAAACUCGCGCGGUCGACUGUACCGGUGGUAGAUUUCAUACGCGAUCGUUUUUUAAAACAAUACGCGCGCGCGGUGUUAGCUGUACGCAGGUAAACAUUUUUUUUUCUAAUAACAUUAAUGGUUAUUAAACGGCGUUUGACGAAAUUCGCGUUCGUGGACGCGGGGGGCUUGGCGUUUGUAAACGGAUUCGAUAUUUUAGGGGGUUUUUUUUGAAAAAAAAUUCGCAUCGAUAUUCUCGAAAAAAAUUUACUUCGUAUAAAUCGUUCGCGUCGUAUUAACGUACCGUACGUUGGCGUACGGGCGUAUAGGCGAUCGACGACGAUAAUAAUCGCCCGUGAGGGUUAUAACAAACGAAUAACAAUUUUUUAAUUUUUUUUAAUUUUUUUUUUUUAAAUAAAUCACAAAUCGAACCCUCUGAACAAGGAAAUUAUAUUUUUCACAAACGGCCGUGCGAUAUCGUGACUUACGGGCGUACCGUUCGGUCAACUGUAUAUAACAUACACAGAGCCCCGCCGUAUUAUAACGCCGCUGCAGUACACCGACGCGAUGUUUACCGUACGGGUUUAAUAACAUACGAUUGUAUUUCUAUCUCCGGUGGAUGAAAACUGAUUAUUGUCGACUCGGGAACAAGUCCGUAAUCGUGUAAUGCCCUUUGCGAUAUCAGCGCGCGUGUGCACGCGUCACAAACACGAAACAACAAAGUCACGGAAACCGUCGAAAACGCCGGUGCGGAAUACAGAACGGAACGUCCGGCUUUCGGACAUAAUAACGUGCUCGGGAUUCGAUUCCGAUGUAAUAGCGUUUUCUGAAAUGCCAUUAAAGAAACACGCAGAGUGUUUCCUACAAUUGACCGUUCGAACGCCCGCGCGCGAUCCGCAUUGACCGUAAAUCGAAUUGUGCGUCGCCACACAAUUUUACACGCCCCGGUCCGCCGUAAUUGUGUGUCGUUCGCACGAUUGUAAGAGCGCAACCCCUUGUCGCGCGUCCGCUGAAUUGAAGAGGGUCGCGGCGAAACACCCGUGACUAAACGAGACGUAUUUCGUUUUUGUUUUUUGUUCCAGUAUCUCGUUUUCAAUUUGUAACGCCGUAGCCACAAGGUCGACCGAAAUCGAACGGAAAUGUUGAAGCAACAUCUUGACAUGAUCGGAAGGAACGAGCCCAUCCAGAGGAAAGCCAAAUUCUGGCAAUCCUAUGUCAGAGCACUGAAAGGUAUGUAAAGGUUUUGUUUUUUUUUUUUUUUUUUUGAACGUCUACAAUACUAUUAGCAUUCGUCAGUGGCGGAGGACCGCCGUCCUAUGUGUUCGGGCGAUUUCGGCCUAUCUCGGUCCACGUCCGACGCGUCCGAUUGAACGGUUCGUUUACAAGGGCCGGUGCUCGGGGUAUCGCCGGUUCUCGCGUGCAAUUUUCGGCACAUAGUUGAAAAUGUAUGCCGGCUGCGACACGCGAGUCCGGUGGCCAAUAAACAAUGAAACACCGGCGUUUUCUACAAUUUUCGCUUAGUUUUUUUAGAACGUCUGUUCGGCGUUUUGAAACAUUCUAUUAACAUCGCCAAUGCCGGCGCGAUUCAAUAGCCGAGUUAAUAUACCCGUCAGUCCCGUGCUGCGCCCGCCUAAUCCGGCCCCGGAGGUGACGUAUGAAAAUAAUAACAAUAAACAGCAAAAAUAAAAAGCCGUUUUACUACACUUGAAAGUCGCCGGAUCUCCAUUGGUGUUGCUAUGUAUGCAUGUACGUUGCAUUAUAGUACGAGUUAUUUUCGAUCGUUACCGCCGGACCGCGGUAAAAUCGCCUUUUAAGCGACCGACAGUGACAUUUAUUAUACCGAUGGAUAGGGACUAGCCAGGAUGACUCGGGUCGAGUACCGCGUAUCGAUCACACUUUCCGGGGUUUUAUCACGGCGAUUAUGGACAAAUCGUUUUGUUGUAAAAACGCGUUCGCGUUGUAGUAACGAUUAUUGCACGUUCGUGGGCGUCGUUUAAUUGGAUUUUUUUUUUUUUUUUUAUUAUUAUUAUUUCAUAGUCUCGGCGAGAUCGUUAAAGCUAACUAGGUUAAUACGUACAUAUUUUAUGACACGAUACUUUUUAAAAUUAUUAAUUUUUUUAAAUACAUAUUCUAGUGCGUCUAUAAUAAGAGUACCGCGUUCACAGUAAACAACAUUUUGAGCCAAGAAAUGUCGAACGCUUCUCUGGCAAUAUUACAUUUGUAAUAUUUUGAUUUUUUUUUUUUUUAUUUUAAUCUAAUCGGCCGCACUGUAAAUGUUGCGCCCCAGAAUCGAUUAACGUUAGGCAACUAGACGUGCAUCCACGAACGUCGUGUCGUACACUCGUACAAUUCCGGCGUUUCAACGAAAAGUCCCAACAGUAAUGCUAAUAUUACGAGCACCUUAUAAAAUAAAAAGCGACUGUUUAGAACAAUGACUCCCUUCCACCCAAAUCAAUCUCGACCCGCGCGAAAAUUUAAAACAGUACGGAAUAAACUGUAAGAACUAACGAUCAAAAACCAAAAACCAAACAAAAAAAAAAAACAUAAACAAAAUCGCCUCACCUUAUUUGUGGAACCGAAUCGAUUAUAAAAUAUCAUUUCUACACUGACCACGACACCCAUUUUAAGCCUUUUUGAAGUCAGGUCAACACGAUUCGACAGAUUAUUUACACAAAGUUUUGGAUUCUUAAACACAGUUUUGAAUUUCUCUCCGUACAAACGUCGACACACCUUUUUGAACGUAUAAACGGGCGACAUUUAGCGAAUUUCCACACUGUAGCCUAAAGAAAAAUUCUUUCUUAAAUCUAACAUUUUAUGAGAAAUCACUUCGCGAAAUUCAACGUUUACACACCCGGCAUUCUGGACUGGAUUUUGAUCGGUAUGUCAGUCUGCACAUUUUUCCAUUCGGGUUAUCUUGACCAAGCACGGAAAAUCACAACCGACACCUCGCGUCUUUAUACCGGGCUAGUGAUUACCGAUCUCCACUCAAAAUCGUCUUUUGGUCGUGGUGAUUUAUCGUUCCUUACAAACUCAUCGUUGUCCCGCUUUUCGUUCCGUCCUCGUAGAUCGAUAGACGGAUAAAUUAUAACUAGGACUCGGUACUUUAUACAUUAAAACCCACAGAAAAGCGCUUGAAAACAGCCCUGGACAUUCAUUUUUUUUUUUUUAAAUCAUGAAUGACAGGAGGAUUCGCAGGAGUUUAAAAUUCUCACCACCACCCCCUCCCCCGUUACGACUCUAACCAUUAAAUGCAAUUUUCUAAUACUACAAAACGAUUAACACACUUUUUUUUUUUUUUUUUUUACGAUAUACUCACGAUUUCAUUUAAAAACUCGAGUUAAUCAUUUUCGUAGUGUUCGAAAAUCGUAUUUUAUAAGUUCGAGCAGCCGUUGAUCCGGGGAGACUAUUAAAGACAUACUACCAUUUUUCGUUGGUUUUUUUUUUUUUUUUUUAAAUGCGUUUUCAACGCUUUUUUGAAGUUUUCGGCCGCUCUUUUGUGGGUUUCAAGCACGCGCGAAAUCCGUUAAUCGUUAAACGUACAUGACUAUUAUUGACCGUUGAAAACAGGAUCGGACGACAUGAGGGCACCGGAAAUCACUCACUACCACACGCCGGGCAGAGGAGUGUUCAGACCGAUCUUGAGCGUCGACUACCCGACAUGGCCCAGCUACAAGUCCAUCUACGACGACCCGAAGCACCCGACCGAGAGGAUCAACACGCCCGGAUACCGUUACCUGCCCAUCUCCAGAGACACGUACGGCAUAUCCCCCAGGAACAUUUACCCACACAACUAUCACUCCGACCGCUACCCGACAUACGGUACGUACUGAUGACGACGUCGCCGAACCCGCACACACACCACCGCUAUAUAAUAAUAAUCAUAAUAAUAAUAUGUACCGCUAUAUAAUUAUUAAUAAUAAUAAUAAUCGUAAUAAUAUAAUAAAAAACAGUUCAAUCGUACACAUAUACACGUAUAUUAUUAUUAUUAUUUUUUUUUUUUUUACUCUACUCUCAAUAUUGACGACGCUCAACUCUCCUCUCGACAACCGACAAACAAACAGAUAAAUAAUAAAACGUAUACGCCCGUAUACACGUAAACAACGCGCGUAUCAUUCGUGAAAUUGUUUUAUUAUCGAGAGAUUGUUAUCGUUGUUAUCCGUGCGUCGCACGUACACGUCGGAUACGGUAAUGGACGCGCGCCAUGAGUACACCGAAAUCUAACGUACGAACGCAGCCACCACCCACCCGCCCCCACCCCACCCCCACGACCCAACCACACGGCGGUGAAAACGACAAUGAGACUACGGGUGCCGCCACCGUGCGACGACCGUUCGCGCGCGGUUCGGAUUUCGAAUUUCGGAACGGCGCGGCACCGCGGCGCGUAUUGCCCGCGGACACGGAACACUUUUUGGAAAUUCGCUCGUUGCGCGCCGGCCGCGUCGCGGGGAUUCCCGCGAUUCGUAUCUCGGGGGCCGCCGACUUUGGCGCGCGUCAUUAUCGAUCGACCGUUUUCUCUCCGUAUAUUUCUGCCGUUCUCUCGCUCGCUCGCUCUCUCUGUCUCUCUCUCUCUCUCUCUCUAUCUAUCUGCCCGCGAAGCGCCGGCGACCGUAAUCGGCUCGUCGUCCGCCGACGUCGAAAACGUUUCUAAAAGUCGGCCGCGCGCGACGGACGAAAAAACGCGCGGACCGACGUGUAACAUGUAAACAUUGUACGCGUUUUCGUUGACAGAAAAAAAAAAACAAAAAAAAUCGCAAUCUGUUUGUUUUCGAUUUUUUCGUUUUUUUUUUUUUUGGUUUUUCUUUCUCUCGUCCGUUUCGACAAUUCGCAGCGGUCGAGUUAAUUUUACCAUUUAUUUUCGACAAACGGUAGGACAUUGUUUAUUGUGCAACAAUGCGAUGUGUACAUCAGGCGUUAUCGGAAAUAUAAUACCGUAUUAUCGGUACAACAAUAGUGUUAAAAAAAUCGACUAUUUUACACCCUCUCCCGUCGAAAAGAAAGAAAAAAAAAAACGGAAAAAAAUAAAGUAUACGACGUACACAACGUAUAACAACGUUGAUUUUAGAAUAUACACUCUAGAGUCAAUGACAAAAAAUAAUGUUACCGAAUUAUAUUAUAAUAUACCGGAUUCUGUUUUGUAUUACGUAGGUAUACACGCACCGACCACCCCCCCCCCCCCCCCCCCCCCCCCCCCCCCUUNCCCCCCCCCGCCCCCACUCAACUGUUUUUGUCGCCUUUGUUAUAUUAUUUAUUUUUUUUUUUUCUUGUUUAUAUGAUUUACGUAUUUUAUUUUAUUAUUAUUAUUAUUAUUUAUUUUAUUUUAUUUUAUUCUUUUUUUUUUUUUUUUUGAAAUAUAAUUACUUCUUACUAUUUAAAUAUUUUUGUUUCGCUAUUUUUGAAAAACCAUAAAAAAACAAAAACCACGCACGUUCGACGAAUUAAUAAUGUAGUAGUGAACGUAUCACGAGCGUCCAACAGUGAAAUAGGUUAAAACAAUAUUUAUUAUAUUAUGUCCGGUUGUUCGGAAACGCGGCGCUUGUUAUCCGCACCGCCCCGUGUACGGUUAUUUGUUAUAUACUCGUGUUUAAACACGGAUCUUGCUAAAGCUUCUUCCGCGGCCCCGCUACCGCUUGAUGGGUUCGACGAACUUUAAUAUUAUAAUAAUAUUAAUAAUUAUUGCCCGUCUAACUUAAUAAUUGAUUUAUUAAUGGUCAUUUUACUUUGUCGUCUAAACACACGCAAUCUAAACCAACGGAAGCUUUACCGAAAACGGGGGAGGGGAAAAAAAAAAAAAAAAAAAAUGUUUCGUAGUUAAAAGCGAUAAACAUUUUUUUUUUUUUUUUUUUUUUUAUCAAAUGUUAAUCAAUUCGAGUAAGUAAUCGAAACACGUUAUUUCGCCUAAUAUAACAAAAACAAAAAAAAAAACACGGUACAAUACGAUAAUAAUAUUGUUGUACACGACGCGGACGAUGAGGGAGCUAACACGCAGCUGCUGCAACCACCCCGACACCCCGUCGGUAUACCUAUAGGUAAGUAUGAAUGAUAACAAUAAUAUAAUAUUGUAAGUAACAACUUGUACGCUUACGCGUCUUCGUCUCUUAUACAGCAGCGGUUCUCGGCUUUUAUGCGACCCGGCAUAUUUCACGCGGAUUUUUUUUUUUUUAUAAAGUCAAAAUACGACGGGAGCCAUACGCCCCUUUCGCAUUUAUCCGGUACCUGGUUGAAUUAAAUUCAGUAGGCAUUCGCAUUAUGAAUUAUCGUUGUACACUCGUAUUUAACCGUGUGUAUGCGUAUAAAUAUCCGUACGUUUUUCAGCGAAAUCAAAAAAAUUGAACCCUAUGUUUCGCGUUGUCACGCGCAAUCGUUUAAAAAUCACUCGGCGAAUGGUCGGGUUUUUUUUUUCGCCUUUUUGGCGGGCCAUUUUUUUUUUUCUAAAGCUUUCAAACUUUUACAUUGUCCGGACGAACCAAUCGUCAAAUGAUUCAAACAUUGAGAAACGCUGUAUUAUAGGAUAAAUCCGUUUUAACAUCCCAAUUUACCUAUACAACAUAGAUUACAUCUAUGCGUCCAUAACGUUUUUUUUUUUUUUUUACCAAUAUCGGUAACAUUAACGCUACGAUUUACAAUACAAUAAUAUUAUUAUCACGACGAAUGCGCGUGACGACAAUAACAAUGAUAAUAACGUGCGUUUAUACUGUCCGUGUUCAGAUCCCUAUCACACAGAACCGUUCAAAGCGUUACAAGACUGGACGGACCAUUUGGAUCGUUUGGCCGAACUGAACAAAAUAUUCCCCGGAGAUCACCCGGCGUACUACGAACCGAAAAAACCCUUACCGUUACCGGAGAGACGAGCCACGUCAUUACCGCCGAUCAAAGGUUAUAAUUACACAGGUAACGUUACCGGAACGGUUUUGGCGUUUAAAAAAAAAGAGAUUUAAAAACAAAAAUUCUAAAACCGACAAGCUUCGCACCAUUUUUCCCGUACGGGAACUGGGAAGAUAGGAUGUGUAAGCUAAUAUAUAUAUAUAUAUAUAUAUACAGCGGUCAAGGCAGUAUUGAGAAUUUGCUACUUACUCAACAAAAAAAAAAAAUGCCGUAGGGUUGCUAAUAAAAAACUAUUUAACUAUUGCGAGUUAAACAUAUUACGAUAAACUUAAAUUGAACGUUGUAUUAAUUUGUAACUUAAAAAAAUCGCGUUCUUACGGUUUUGAAGCAAACAUUUUCAUUUACACGAUUCGAAACACACAGUAGUAUAAUAUGUAGUUGGUACGCGAAAUGAUUUUACAGAUUUUCAUCAAAAUUUAAACUUAUAGAAAAAUGACUAUUACUUUUUAUUGAUCGCUAAGUACAACUAUAAUAAUGAACCGUGUCGAAUUUUCGAGUGUUUUUUAGAAACCAAAACAAUUUUUUUCGCACCAAAAACAAUAAAAAUUGUAAUUACGUCGUGACCACUGUAAUUGUUAUUAGACUUCUUUGAUAUCAUAAUUCUUAUCUCAACCCGAACAGGACUACCGAUUUACUCGACCGGUGGCGUUAAGAGGAGACCCCUCUCCGAGUUGUUCGAGCCAAGCGUGUACACUCCCAGGUCCAGAUACGUACGGGACCCGUGGUGGUGGGAAUACCCGCACCUAAAACCUUACACCCCGAUCAGUUCGUCGUACAGACCGCCCGCGAAAUCGUACCUGAGGAACAGCUACUUGUCGCCGAUCAAGAGCACCUACUUGUGGGGACACCAUCCCAUCAGGCCGUUCAGUGAGUAUUAGUAGAUAUUAUUAGGUGUUCGAAACGACCCUCGAUCUCGUGCCUCAUCCGACGGUCCGAGUACAAAUCAUGUAGACGAUAGUAAACGGACGGACCGUCGUUUUCGGCCGUUGUAGUCGGUUAUAGUCGGUUUUAAGAAUUUCUACGGAGUUCUAAGUAGAAAAAAAAUUUAAAACUGCCACACGACAUGCAGUGCACAUACACCCUGUGGCGCCCAAACAAUAUGUGUAUGGUGUAGCAUAAACUGAAAUUCAAAACCACCACCCACCUCAAAAACAUUUGCCCGUAUAAAUACACACUUUCCAACCCCUACAACCUUGAAUGUUUAUACCCAUUCUACCCGACCGUCUCAAAUGCCAACUACCGGGAACGUCCGCCCGUCCAAAAUAGGACGUGUAGUAACCGCUACAUUAGGUGUAUAGUUUGGGCGCCAAUGUCUACACCGAAAAAUAAUACAAUCGCACGGUACAAAAUAAAACUGCCCCGGAAAUACCACCAAUACGGUUUUUUACUAAAUAUUGCGUUGUCUUUAAUUUUCAGCCCCGAGCCACUAUUAUUAAGAAGAAGAAAAAAUACGAUAGGUCAGCGAUGUCCUGAACGAGUCGAAUAUCCGAACGCAAAAAAAAAAAAAAGCGCGAUUCGUGCGGAACUUAUCACCAUCGCUCAUUGGCCCGAAAAUGCUAUGCGCAUCGUCACUUGGACACUCUGGAUGUUAAUCCAUCAAUUUCAUUAUUUAUUAUUUAUUCUGAAUGUAUUUGCGUACAAUAUGCUUUGUAUACAAUCACCGGAAGUUUAUUGUAAGCGUUAUAAAUUAUAUUACUCACAAAUACAUAAUGUUAUAAUUUAAUGUGCACACGUUAUAAAUACAAUAUUUAAACACUAUACCAUUGACGUGUUAAUUACCUCUAACGCAGUUUAAAAAUAAACCAUCGAAUCGCAUGACUCGCGGUCGAUUGACGUUC
This is a messenger RNA of Cinara cedri, 11627 nucleotides long. The record is from the annotation of a GenBank genome assembly. NCBI's taxonomy places the organism in Eukaryota, Metazoa, Arthropoda, Insecta, Hemiptera, Aphididae.